Gigantopelta aegis is the source of this 979-nucleotide messenger RNA. Its product is annotated as N-acylethanolamine-hydrolyzing acid amidase-like. Bases 1 to 933 code for a protein of 310 amino acids. Lineage: Eukaryota; Metazoa; Mollusca; Gastropoda; Neomphalida; Peltospiridae. The transcript is spliced from 8 exons. Gene Ontology annotation, molecular function: hydrolase activity, acting on carbon-nitrogen (but not peptide) bonds. The record is from RefSeq and is a predicted model, not a curated record.
AUGAAGUCUGUACAGCCCACUAUUUCGCUAGCUCUUUUCGGACUCGCCGUGGGCUUGGCGGUGAAACCUAUUGGUGACGAACCCACACCAGUUCCAUUCUACACCGUGGAUCUGGAUCAGCCAGAAGAGAAACGAUGGGACCAUAUCAUAAAAGAGUAUGCAGAAGACGUCAAAUAUGUUCAAAAAAUUAUGAGAUUCAAGGGCGGUUCGCGUUUCGGACGGGCGUGCACCAGCAUCGUGUCCGAGGACGUCAACGGACAAAUCUGGCACGCAAGAAACAUGGACUACGGAUUUUCUGACAAGGUUCGAAAUGUCACCAUUGGAGUGCACUUCCAAACAGGAGGCUUGACUAUGUAUUCAGCCAUCACGUUUGUAGGAUACGUUGGUGUGUUAACUGGCCAGAAACCUCACGGUUAUACAAUAACAGUGGAUCAAAGAGAUCAGGGUAAUUGGUGGAUGAAUCUUUUGAUUGGUUUGUUGGACCAUAAUGCAUUGCCAGUCAGCCUGCUUGUUAGAGACACAUUGGCCUAUUUCAAAGACUUCGAAAGUGCUAUUGAAAACUUGGCCCAGACCGACACCGUCGCGCCCGCGUACUUCAUCAUUGGCGGUGUCCAUCAACAUCAGGGGGUCGUCGUCACCAAGUCACGGAUAGGAGCAGACGAUUUCUGGUACAUUGGCGCCGAAAAGAAUUACUCAAAUUGGUUUUUGGUUGAGACAAAUUAUGACCACUGGGAACCUGCACCAACAUCAGAUGACAGAAGACAUGCUGCAAUAAAGGCAAUGAUGGUGAUGGGAAGGCAGCAGAUCUCCGUUCAGAACUUAUUCAAUGUGAUUUCCACACCACUGGUGAAAAACAAGAAGACAAUUUACAGUGUAGUGAUGUCAGCAGCUCAGCCAAGUUUAAUGAAAGCCUGGGUGCGAUACCCAGAAUAAAACUCGUCCAGUGGAAUGAAUACCAUUUGUCGUGGAUUUUACGGCU